Molecule: messenger RNA, 6239 nt
Organism: Chelonia mydas (Green sea turtle)
Lineage: Eukaryota; Metazoa; Chordata; Testudines; Cheloniidae
Gene: DDX6
Product: DEAD-box helicase 6
Exons: 14
Coding region: 432-1883 (483 amino acids)
Biological process (GO): cytoplasmic stress granule assembly; P-body assembly
Cellular component (GO): cytoplasmic stress granule; P-body
Molecular function (GO): mRNA binding; RNA helicase activity; ATP binding
Source: RefSeq, a predicted model, not a curated record
CGAGGGGCCGGGCCUGCCUGCUUACCAGGCCAGGAGGGGGAGGGCAAACGGGAGGAAGAAGGAAGCCGCCAUCUUGGAGCGUCGAAUCGCCAUAACAAGGCACCAAGCGGGCGAGUGCGAGGACUUUUAUACCCGGGGGAGCGCAGCCGGCGGCGGCGACUGAAGUGAGUGAAUUCACAUAUAAUUCAACUUUGUUAGAGGGCUUUUUUUAAAAAAAAAAAAAAAAAGUUGUUCCACGGUGCAUCAGAGCAAGUUACUACUUUACUGUUGAGUGACUUACAGGUGCUUGCCUGCAUUGCAAUAAAGGACUCAUAUAUUGAGCAAGACUUAUUUAUCUCUUCAUUUUGGAGAGUCUAAUAAACUGUUAUUACAGUUUCUGUACUGACUUUCAAAGUUUUGAAGUCUAAAAAGACAUCUUUACAAAUAAAAACAUGAGCACGGCCAGAACAGAGAACCCUGUUAUAAUGGGUCUAUCCAGUCAGAAUGGGCAGCUGAGAGGCCCUGUAAAACCAAGUGGGGGCCCAGGAGGUGGGGGGACACAGACUCAGCAACAGAUGAAUCAGCUGAAAAACACCAACACAAUCAAUAAUGGCACUCAACAGCAAGCACAGAGUAUGACCACCGCUAUUAAACCUGGUGAUGACUGGAAGAAGACUUUAAAACUCCCUCCAAAAGAUCUGAGAAUCAAAACUUCGGAUGUGACCUCCACAAAAGGAAAUGAGUUUGAAGAUUACUGUCUGAAACGGGAGUUGCUGAUGGGAAUUUUUGAAAUGGGCUGGGAAAAGCCAUCUCCUAUUCAGGAGGAGAGUAUUCCCAUUGCUUUAUCUGGUAGGGAUAUUUUGGCUAGAGCUAAAAAUGGAACGGGCAAGAGCGGAGCCUACCUCAUUCCAUUACUUGAACGGCUAGACUUAAAGAAGGACAAUAUACAAGCAAUGGUGAUUGUUCCCACUCGAGAACUAGCAUUGCAGGUCAGUCAGAUCUGUAUCCAGGUUAGCAAACACAUGGGAGGUGCCAAAGUGAUGGCAACAACAGGAGGAACCAAUCUGCGUGAUGACAUAAUGAGGCUUGAUGAUACAGUGCAUGUGGUGAUAGCUACCCCUGGAAGAAUUUUGGAUCUCAUCAAGAAAGGAGUAGCAAAAGUUGAACAUGUCCAGAUGAUAGUAUUGGAUGAGGCAGAUAAAUUGCUGUCUCAGGAUUUUGUUCAAAUAAUGGAGGACAUUAUUCUUACGCUACCUAAAAACAGGCAGAUUUUGCUCUACUCAGCCACUUUCCCACUUAGUGUACAGAAGUUCAUGAAUUCCCAUUUGCAGAAACCCUAUGAGAUUAACCUGAUGGAGGAAUUGACCUUGAAGGGAGUUACCCAGUACUAUGCCUAUGUAACUGAGCGGCAGAAAGUACACUGCCUGAAUACGCUAUUCUCCAGGCUCCAGAUUAACCAGUCAAUCAUUUUCUGCAACUCCUCACAACGGGUUGAACUGCUAGCCAAGAAGAUCUCCCAGCUGGGCUAUUCCUGCUUCUAUAUCCAUGCUAAAAUGAGGCAGGAACACCGUAAUCGUGUGUUCCACGAUUUCCGAAAUGGCUUAUGCCGGAAUCUUGUUUGCACUGAUCUGUUUACCCGAGGUAUUGAUAUCCAAGCUGUGAAUGUGGUGAUAAACUUUGAUUUUCCAAAGCUGGCAGAGACGUAUCUCCAUCGUAUUGGCAGAUCAGGUCGCUUUGGUCACCUGGGCCUGGCCAUCAACUUGAUCACCUAUGAUGAUCGAUUCAACCUGAAAAGUAUUGAGGAGCAGUUGGGAACUGAAAUUAAACCCAUCCCAAGCAACAUUGACAAGAGCCUGUAUGUGGCAGAAUACCACACUGAACCUGUAGAUGAUGAGAAACCUUAACCAUGUUUUUAAAACAAUUUUAGAGAAAACUAACUGCAGGAUCUUUGGUUUUUAGGCUUUGAUUACAAACACCAGAAGCUGAAGCCCCUUGAUCCAGAUCUGUGACACAUCGUUUCCUUGGGGAUAUCCUUCUCUUUUUGGGUUUUUCGUCUUCUUUUCAUUUUGGAACUAUGAAGACUAAAGAGCUCAGACAUAUUUUCUUUUCUUUUUAAAUUUGGCAACAAGGAAGAAAGAAGAUAAAAGAAGGAAUACUUUUUUGUUUUUUCACUUGUUUGCACUGUGUGCUGAUUGAACAUUAGUUGCACUAAACUGCUGGUUUUAAAAAAUUUUCUUUUGGGGGGGGGGCGCAGGGGCAGCGGCAGCAAGGGAAGAAGAGAAACCCUGAAAAGAGAAGAAACUUGAUGAACAGAAGUUUGUCUGCAAUUUCAAAUUCUCCAACAGCUCACUGAGUGCAUUUCAACUUCUCCCUGGUUACUCAUCCGUUUUUAAGCUAAACAGCUUGUUACUUAUUCGUGCAAAGUGCCUUAUGCUAUGAGACCAUUCAGAAUAUCACCUUUCAGAUACAGCCCGUGGAAUCAACAGCUUUUUUUCUUUCCAGGUCAAAAGUUCCCAACCCGUCUCUUGCCCUCCCCCCACAAUAUUCAAGCCCAGGGCUGCGAGAUGAAACUAUCAGUAAUGUAAUGUAACACUUUUUUUGUUUAACUUUUUGUUAAAUUGGAGGAGUUGAUAUGCAACUGCAGUUCACCCACACUGUAAAUACAUGUAUUUAAAACAAAAACCGCUAAAAAUCUGGGCUGAUAAGGUGCAACAUCAUAGCUCUAGAAGGAAAGAGCAGCCUAUCAUCUUUUGCGGGAGCCAUAUGAAAAGCUCGUAUGCUCUAGCAGAACACUAAAGACUGGUUUCCAUAAGUCUCCAUUAGUAGUUAUAGCACUUGAUAUGUAGACUUAUUUCAGAACCAUGGCCCUCUUUCCUCUGGCACAGUGUCCCAUUGAAAAUUGGAUGUGUAUACUUGUAUAAACUUGUAAAUACGUUUUUUCUGUUUUGGGUUCAUAUAUAACUUUUUUUUUUAAAUGAAAGUUGCUGGGGCUAAAGGGAUUAGACUGAUUAUGGGAGCAGCUAAAGGUGAGAGGGGCUCAGUUUUCUGCAACACUAAACAUCUGAAAAGUGCUCUGACCACUAUGAAGAGCAGGCCUAGACAAGUGUCCCUUGUCAGGGUGGGUUUGCUCUGGUGCUUGCAAUAUUGUCUUGUGCCGCUCUUUUUGGAAAAGAUUACUUGUUGGGUUGGAAAAGCCUCAAACUCCAUAGCUUAACUUGUUUGAGGUACUCUUUGAUUUCCCUCUUAAAAUUCCAGGAACUUUACAAGCUCUGAUGAGGGCAAAGACCUGUGUUCCACCUUGGCAUGAGGGAAAUCCAGUAGCUAUUAGUGUAGCUGAGCAGAACAUAGGUGUGAAUUUGGGUUUAAAAGAAACAAUACAAAACCAACUUACAUGCAUAAACUGACAGUUCUGGAGCUCUCUUGGGUGUUUCACCUCCUGCAGCAUUGUGCAUACUCUGCCCAGAACAACCUUUAUAUAGAUUUGAGCAGGAAAAAGCAAAUCCUUUAACUUGUUAACUUUGAAGGCACAGAAAGCUGCUUGCCAUCUUCUGUUUUUUGGCAUGAACUGCUGUCUGUCAUUCUGCGUUGUAUAUUACUGGAGAAUGCUUUAUGGUCAAGUAGUGUUGCUUUAAAUUGUGCCCCUCCCAACAUGCUUGAUGUUUGGCCUGAUCUACAGGCAAAAGGAGUGAGACAAAUCAAAACCAGUAAACUUUUUUUUUAAAUUUCCUUUUAGCCUGUUCAACUACAGUUUGUCAGGAGGCACCUGGAUGAAAGCAAUCCCUUUUGGUCAGUUGUACUUUGCAUAUACCGAUGCUGUACUCACACCGUGCUUGUUUACCUGAAUAUGGACAUGGGAAUUAAUAAUUUCUCCCCAUUUUGACUAUAAAAAGUGAAAUUGCUUUUUGUUGGGGUUUUUGGGGGGGGAGGGCAGGGGAGGGCAGAUUUAUCCAUCCAACUCCUUGAGGAUCAGAAAUAGAGCCAGGUGCCUCCUGGUGACAACUUUCAAGGUGAAAAGUGUGGGGUUGUGUUUUUUUUUUUUUCCCCUAAUCUACAGUGACUCUGUAAUAACUGUAGCAAAAGCUGCACUAAAGUACAAACUCAAGAGCUUGGUCACAGGCACUCUGUGAGCCACUUAUUAAGUUGGCAGGUACCAAAUGUAAACAAGUAGUUUUGGGGUGCUUUUUGGCGGAGGGAGGGAGUUUGUGGGUGGUAAAUUUUGACCAAAAGUAAAAUCUUGCUCUUGUACUGCAGCCAGUGUAUGAUUUUUUUUUUCAGUAAGACAGAAGAGGGAUCAUUUUAGUGCAACAAAUUUAAAAAGAAAAGUGUAAAUAAAAAUUAUCUUAUGACAGAGCAUGCACAUGCAACGAGAAAAGGAUAGCCGUGCUGAGAGUCAAAAGUGCGUGCUCUGCCUGGAUUUGUGGUAGGUUAGCCUGAUGCCAUGUUCUGAUGGUCCCUCUUGAAGCACAGAAUUUUUAAAUUGAAAGUAUUAAAGUCUGCCUCUGAGGAUUGGCACUUACCUAGACUAUCAGGGGCACCAUUUUUAGGUGGCUUUCUCUAGAAGAAGGAAGCAGUCUGAUUCUGGUGCUAAUAGGCUAUCUCUAAAAUGUAUAUGAACUUGCAAAAGGAAAGAUGCUCCAAAUGACUAGGCAAAUCCUAGUCUUUAUUUCUCCCUCAUGAAGGAGUGUGUAAAACUUGACCGUCAGGUUUCUUCUGGCUUCUUAUUUUUACAGACUACUUGCCAACAUUUCCAUGUAUUCAUUAUUUCAGAGCAAAUACCUGCUUUUAAUAAUCCCCAGGUCAAACAUUUGUUCUGUGAUCAAGUUCUUAAUGGGAUAUUGAGAAUUUUACAUGCUUUUCCAUAUUUUUUCCCCCAAGAAGGCAAAAAAAUACAUUGUUAACCUAUAAAUCUGAUAUUAGAUCCUGUAUCUUAAAUCCCACAAGUGGAAGGAGGUGGUAGUGAAAUGGGGGCACAAGUCUGUAGCCAGUUGAAUUGUGACUAAAAAUCUAGACUGGCUUUUCAGAGUGUAUUGUACAAAUGCACUGCUGUAGCUGGAGUGUUUCGCCAAGGGGAGGGGGGGUGGGUUGGUCUUAAAUAUUUUCAUUUCCAGAAUGAGAUGGGAGCAUCUUUCCUUUGCCUUCUGCUUUGUGUCUUUAUAUGGAGCAGGGUGAGAACAUGAAAGCUUGACACAAAGACCUUACAUAUGUUGGCAUCAAAUCAUCUCAUUCUGACUAACUUUGUUCUUUAUUUUAGUGGUGGGGAGGGUGUCUGCACCAAGGAUUUAGAAAUGUUUCAGAUGGUUGUAUUCCAUCAGUGACUGACAUAAUGCUGCCAUGAAGAGACCAUCAUUCAGCCUUUGUGUUUAAAGCGCUGUUCUAGUUAGUUUUUUACAAACAUAUGAACUUCUGUCUCUUAAUGCUAGGAGUCUGAUUCUGUUGGUGUACUAUCCAUUGCCAGCAAUGGACUUGAUAAUGCUGCCGGUGCCAAGGAGCUUAUUGGUUCAUGGGAACAGAGUGAACUCUGGUCUCAGGGACUAGAAUAGUGUUGCUGCCACGGCAAAAGUUUGGUAAAAUUAGUUCAAGCCAAGAACAUUUGGAUGCCAUGACCCUUUUAGUCCAAUUUUAAACCAAGACUUCUCUUUACAACAAAUACGUGGUGGCUGGAGUGAAAAGUAUGUCAGACCAAUGAAAAAUCGGUACAUGAGGAGGGUAGUAUGCCUUAUAGCUUUGCUCCCUUCACUGUUCUGCAGCUUAAAGUGUUCCCCUAUUUGAAGCAUUGUUAAAUUCUUGUGUAGACAGAAAUGGGGAUGGGAGUGGGGAGGGAUAGGGUAUACUAAGAUACAGGCUUGCUGUAUUUUAACCAUUAAUUGUGGGGAAGGGGUGUCUGGAGAAAAAUAGUCACUGUUCCCUUUAUUGAAACAAACUGGAACUUAUUUAAAAGAAAAGUUUUUUGUUUGCAAUUCAAAUAAGUUUAUGAUCCAUUGGUCCCCUGUUAAAAGGGCUGUGUUCCACUGAUAAGUGAACAGGGCGGACUAGAACUUGGAACAUUCAAGGGAGGGAGGGGAAAAAUUGGCUUUUUGUUUAAUUGGCAAACUGUCCAGUGGAGCUGAGUUUUCCUUGGGAAUGUGUAUAUCUGUAUGUACAUGCGUGUGAUGGAAGGCUGUGACUAUGUGAAAAUCUUCACUGAGUUCAGAGUACGAAAAGAUGAAUGAUAAAAUCCUGAUUUUGUUGAUUAAGCUCAAUAAAUGCUCACUGGAACUCCA